AUGCACGCCUUCUCCCUCCUCGCUCUGGCAGGCGCCGCAUCUGCCCUCCCUCCAAAGCGAGCCAUCAGCAAGGAAGAAUUCACCAUAGCCAUGCAACUCGGAGCGGGAGAAGAAGCCCCUGUCGUCCCUCUGCUCGCCGUCCCAAACGGGCCAGGUUCAAAGGAAUACAUUCUCGUCGGCCAGACACAAGGUACUGCUGCGACCCCAGUCUACGCAACCGGCACGUCUCCGGAUCAGACACUCGCCUUGGAUGUGGGCGGCAAGCCGUACUACAUGUCCGCAGCAGAUAUUGUAUGUUGCUCUCUUCCCGUGCCUCCGGACAGGAUUAACGGUUUUUCCAGGGCGAUUUGGAUGGCGCUGCCAGCACCGUUAAUGCCGAUCCAUUGUACAAAGACGAGGAGUGGUCUGUUGACGGCACUACCAUUGACCACCAACUGACAGCCGCCAACAACAUUUUCCUCGGUAAGUACACACUCAACCAAGCCGGAAGGGGAGCUGGCUGACAUUCACUCGUAGCUUGCAACCAAACGGUGAACAGCGCCGAGGUUCCCGUCCUGACCUGGGGGUCACAGGAGAGCGAUGGCAGCUACCCAGAAGGGUGCUACUUCACUUCCCUCUACAGGAAGUGUAAUGUUCCGGGAAGUGACGCUUCGUGCGAGGAAUAG
Messenger RNA from Lecanosticta acicola, 665 nucleotides. Lineage: Eukaryota; Fungi; Ascomycota; Dothideomycetes; Mycosphaerellales; Mycosphaerellaceae. The record is from the annotation of a GenBank genome assembly.